CUGCGCAGAACUUUUGAGAGUUGUCAAAUAGUUGAUGAUGUGUACAAGAUGAGUUUGUGCUUAUUAGUUGAGGGUGUUUUGAAAGGUCGUGAGGAGAAGUUGAUGGUUUGGACUGACAUGCUGAAGAUGGUAGACGACGUUGACUUCUUUUUCCAGUACCCGUGGGGGAAGAUAUCAUACCAGAAGUUGUUACAAACUUGUCAAAAAGACUUUGUUGAAAUGAAGAAGCAUUUACAGAAGAAGAUUGAGAAAGGAAAGACUCAGAAGGAGGCCAAGUACUCUAUUUAUGGGUAUGCUGCAGCAUUGCAGUAUUGGGCUUUUGAGUCCAUCAUUGAGUUGGGUCAGGAUCAUGCUGUGAGAUUGGGCCAAGGCAUACCAAGAAUGAUCAACUGGCAGAGCAAGGAGAAAGUAGAGAUACACAAAGAGCAACUUAUUAAGUUGUUUGCCAAAAAGUUGACAGUAUACCCCUACCUGUGUGCCCGACCUGCUGAAGAACAGUAUGUGAGGACCCUUACAGACAAUGAAGCCCCAUUGUAUGUGGACAUGGGGUUAGAGGAACUAGAGGUGGGUCCCGAUGGACAGCCUACACAGGAAGCCUUACAGAGCCAGGCUGAAAAGCUUGCUGAAAAGUUAGCUGAGCAAGCAGAAGCAGCAAAUAUUUUUAAGGAGGUUCCACCAGCUCAACCUGAGGCACCUGAGGUUCCCCCAUCAACACCUCAUGCCAGCACCUCCUCCCAAGCUGAGCAACCAGGCUACUCUAUGAUUUUGGCCAGGUUGGAAAAGGUUGAAGGGCAACAAAGUGCCCUUAUUAAAGGUCAGUCCGAGAUCUUGGGUCAAUUGCAGAAGCUGAUGACAAUGAUGGAAGAUCUUAGUAGGCCAGUUCCAGAUCCACACCCUCAGUCCACUGAAGAAGGCCCUCAGUCUCCUGUAGAUGAAGACAUUCUCCCUAACGAUUACAGACCUGAUGAUGUAGAUGAUCACAUUUUUCGCACACCAGAGGAUAUGCAAAUUACUGUAAUCGGAGAUACUGAAGAUUCUGAAGUACAAUUCUUAAACAUAGCUCCACCAGCACCGGAGAAGAGGAGAGAAAGAAAGAGGCCUAGGUGGUUCGAUGAGUACACUGCAAUGAGGAAAAGGAAUAAGAAAUCGAAGACAGCAGUGAAUGUGGAUCCAUUGAGGGUUGUUGAUGGUAAAUUACUUAUGACCUUUCACAAGUGGUUGCUUGGCACCAUUGGGAAUAAAUAUCCGAGGGAAUGCUUCUCAGGGACACACGAUGCUGCUUGGUUCCUGAAACUGCAUACUCCGAGGACAUGGCUUUCUGACUCUGUAAGUUUUCUAUAACUUCAUAAUUAAAUAAUGUUGAAAAUUUAUUUAAAUGUUUCUAUAUAUAGUGGUACGAUAUGGGUACGAUAUGGUACGAAUGUAGUACGAUAAUUAUAAGUGUCAAAUUAUAAACUGUUUAUAUGUCAAUGGUACGAUGGUGGUACGACAUUAGCACGAUAGUGGUACGAUAUAAUUUGUUAAGUAGUUACUAUUACCAUCAUAAUUUUAGAAUUUGUAGUGGGACAAUUUAGGUACGAUGGUAGUACGAUAAUGUACGAUGAUGGUACGACAGUGGGACGCUAGUGGGUACGAUGGUGUAUAAUACUAGUUUUUGCCAUAAAGG
Humulus lupulus (European hop) is the source of this 1666-nucleotide messenger RNA. RefSeq lists its product as uncharacterized. Bases 49 to 1341 code for a protein of 430 amino acids. NCBI's taxonomy places the organism in Eukaryota, Viridiplantae, Streptophyta, Magnoliopsida, Rosales, Cannabaceae. The record is from RefSeq and is a predicted model, not a curated record. The transcript has 2 exons.